This is a messenger RNA of Colletotrichum higginsianum IMI 349063, 603 nucleotides long. Its product is annotated as Autophagy protein 16. The record is from RefSeq and is a predicted model, not a curated record. Bases 1 to 603 code for a protein of 200 amino acids. The transcript is spliced from 3 exons. Lineage: Eukaryota; Fungi; Ascomycota; Sordariomycetes; Glomerellales; Glomerellaceae.
AUGUCCGACUGGCGCUCCGAGUAUCUAGCUUCCAUCAGGGAGCAGGAGAAGAACAACCCCGUCAAUCUCGAAAUCGUCCAACUCUGCUCCCAGCUCUCCGACCGCGUCGCGGCGCUCGAAGCCGAGAAGGAAGUCCUGAGGUCCAAAAUCACACCCGACGACAGGAAACUCUCCGAGAAGCCGAACACGACCGCCGCUGCCGUUCCGAUCGAUCCCAGCUCCGACCCCAAUGUCGCGCAGCUUCAACUCCAGCUCGCCGAGGCGCUGCGGUCCAACGGUACCCUCAAGGACCGCGCGAAGGCGGCCGAAGAUGAGCUCCAGGCGCUGCGCAGCAAAACCAAGGAGGACGCAAGGAAGAUGAGGAGCCUGGCUGCCGAGAGCACGGCGCUAACGACGAAGCUGCGGGACCGCGAGCACGAGCUACGCGAGAAGCGCAAGCUGGUAGAGAAUGUCCAGGACGAGAUGAUCACGAUGAACCUCCAAAUGUCCAUGGCCGAGCAGGAGCGGGACAAGGUCAAGAAGGAGAACAAGGAGCUCGUCGACCGCUGGAUGAAGAGGAUGGCACAGGAGGCCGAAGCCAUGAACCUCGCCAACGAACGUUGA